This is a messenger RNA of Wasmannia auropunctata (little fire ant), 1806 nucleotides long. RefSeq names its product cytochrome P450 9e2-like. Gene Ontology annotation, molecular function: monooxygenase activity; oxidoreductase activity, acting on paired donors, with incorporation or reduction of molecular oxygen; heme binding. The transcript has 2 exons. The record is from RefSeq and is a predicted model, not a curated record. Lineage: Eukaryota; Metazoa; Arthropoda; Insecta; Hymenoptera; Formicidae. The coding region runs from base 267 to 1718 and encodes 483 amino acids.
AAAAUCUUGCGCACAGUGUGCGUGUCUCAUUGUCAGACAAUUUACUAAUUAAGUGUUUUCAUUUAUUAAACAAAAACUUUAAAAACAGUUAAGACAGUUGGUAUUAUAAUAAUGUAAUUAGCAAUUUUACGCUUCUCCUUUCUGACAUCAUAAACAAAUCAAUAACAAUCAAGUUUAGAAAAUAUUUUAUCAAAACAAAAACUGCAACAACUCUCUAACCAGAAACGUUAUCUUCUUGAAUAACUAAUCCGAAGAUUCCUGUCGCGAUGGAGCCGUCUACUUUACUCCUGGCUAUUUUGACAGCGAGUAUUUGCUUAUAUUAUUUUAUUUUAAGCAAGUUAUCUUAUUUUGAGCGAUUGAAGAUCCCUCAUGUGCGACCAAUUCCAUUGUUCGGUAACAUGGCACCUUUUAUUUUUCGACGCGAGUGCUUUGCGGAUCUCUUACAAAGAAUUUACAACCUCUUCCCGGACACAAAAUACUUCGGCUUUUAUGAAUUUCUAACACCGACCUACGUUAUCCGUGAUCCAGACUUGAUUUCCACAAUUGCUAUCAAACAGUUCGACAACUUCUGUGAUCACCGUGGCUUUGCCAACAAAAUUCUUGAUCCGAUAACUAGUCAAAAUCUGUUUGAAAUGAAAGGAGAUCAUUGGCGCGAAAUGCGAAAGCUUCUUAGUCCCAGUUUCACAUCCAGCAAGAUGAAGAUGAUGUUCAGACUUAUGUGUCACUGUGCCGAGAACUUCGUCAAUUUUGUAGCAACGCAAUCCGGAGAAAUCAGCAAGACAUAUGAUAUAAAAGAUCUACUUUGCAGGAAGGCAAUGAAUUUUGAGGGCAUCCUAUCCCUCAAGUUCUUAAUGAACAGAAGUUUUCCGCUACUUUGCAAACUCCUCAAACUGAGAUUAUUUGGUCCAGAAGUAGAAAUUUUUUUUAGAGACGUUGUUUCUGGCACGGUAAAAGUCAGGGAUGAGCAGGGAAUUGUUCGCCCGGAUAUGAUUCAGUUGAUGAUGGAAACCAGGAACAAAGAUAGCGGACCUGAAAUCAACAUUGACUAUAUGACCGCCCAGGCGUUCGUUUUCUUUGCCGCUGGAUUCGAUUCUGUUUCAACAGCUAUGUGUUUCAUGAUGCACCACGUCGGUCUCUAUCCCGAUGUUCAGAGAAAAUUGAAAGAAGAAAUCGAUGAUGUUCUCAGACAGACUAACGGCAAACCUACUUUCGAGGCCAUUAAUUGCAUGAAAUAUUUAAACGCCGUGGUAAACGAGUCUCUCAGACUGUAUCCAAUAGCACCUUUUCUGGACAGAAUAUGCGUCAAAGAAACCAAAUUACCACCAGCAACUCAAGAUGGCGAACCGAUCACGAUAAAGCCUGGAGAUAGUAUAUGGUUUCCGAGUUUCUCUCUGCAUCGUGAUCCAAAGUACUAUCCACAUCCAGAGAAGUUCGAUCCAGACAGAUUCCUUAAUGGCAAUGUAGACAACUCGAUCUAUAUGCCAUUUGGUAUCGGACCCAGAAUCUGCAUAGGUAAUAGGUUCGCCCUAAUGGAAUCAAAAAUCAUGCUGUUUUACUUGCUUUGGCGCUGCGAUGUCGAACUCGACGUUAAAACUAGAAUUCCUAUGGUACUGAAGAAAUCAUUCGCCAUGGUGCCGGACGGUGGUUUUUGGUUAAAGUUGCGAGCGAGGAAAUCGAAGGCUCCUUUUACACAAUGCUUUGUGAAUGGACAGAAUUGAAGAACAGUAAUGAAGCACAUUUAAAAUUUAUUUUAAGUAUGAAAUUAAAUGUAAGUUGACAUUUUAAAUUAUAGCGAGAAUCUAAUCU